AUGGGCUGUGGCUCAACGAAAGAGUUGGAGCGGCUGCAACCCGCAGAUGUGGGUCUCCUCUCGGGAAGUCAUCCACUGAAGCUUGAUAUUUCUUUGUUGAGGAAUGUGGGGGCGCUGCCCGCGAUGCGGAUGCCUGGAAAGGAUAAAUACAUCAAAGAGCCAGGGGCAGUCGUGAUGGAUGACUGCCGGGGACCCGGCCGAGGGGGUGGUAAUACGGCAUCUUUUGGAGUGUUGCUUUUGUUUUGUGCGGCACACACGGACAAGCUUACUAUUUCGUACUAUGAGAACGCCACCCGCGCCAUUUAUGCCAAGUGCAUGACAGACAGGGAACUACUGGCCUCUAAAGAGGCUGCCGGCAUACCAGUGAUGUGGGGCCAUUUUUUCAAAUCGCUUGCGUCAGACGUCUUGAAAAGUAGGGCCGUAGUAAAAUCUUCCAAAACCAAUACAAAAAUUGUGUGCUUUAAGAUUAUUAGCAGCAAGGAACCGGAUGUGAAGUACGAUUAUGCGUGUGAGCUUGUGGCGGUCUCCGGUGCUGGGGCUGCGGCGGAUCAGCGCGCGAUGUUUGAGUAUUUUGUUGAACCCAUGAUAUGCAUGCUGCGGGUUCGCCGGCGUAGUUCGGCAGGGUCAUCCCGUGGCAACGUCUUGGAAAAAAUGGAGUGUGACUACGCCGUAAAAAUGGCAAGAUUGCGACAGUACAAGGCGAAACUACAACUAAUUAUGAAAACUGUGACGCCACUACGGCAGGAGGCUUCUAUCAAAUCUGCGCAAACGAUGAAGUUGUCACUCGAAGCAAAAUCUCUUGAGAGAAAACUUCACAUGCUAUAUGACGGACAAAGCGAUAAACACCCGCUCGACAUUCUCUAUGAGAGGGGCGGGGCACAACAUUUCCAGCACGUUUCACAGGCGGAAGAUUGUUACCCAGUUGAAGAAAAGGCGGAUCAAGGUAUUUUGGCAUGCAUCCGGGCUGCGUUUCCUCUUGCUCCAGGAACCACUCUUGAUAGUAUUAGCUCUGUGUUAGAUCGCACCGAACUGCAGUUGUGUCUUAGUGAUUCCUCCCGACAGUUGGUGAGGGAUAUGUUUGGCAUCUUUACUGGUGUGGAUAGAUGGGACUACGAUACCAUUCAGCUGGAUAUUCUUACGGAUGGUAACGCCCUGUUUUUUACAACCUACAUGCUACUUUACAAGCUGGACCUCGUCGCGCACUUUAAGCUGGAUGACACCGUGCUGCAACGGUUCCUUCUCGGCGUUCAGGCUGGGUAUCACCCCAACCCAUACCACAACGCAAUGCAUGCCGCUGAUGUGACACACAUAAAUUAUUACAUCAUGAUGGUAGCUGGUUUGAAGGAAAAGUGUCAGUUGAGCAAGGAGGAGGUGCUAGCAGGAGUGAUUGCCGCUGCCAUCCACGACUUUGAUCAUCCCGGCCUGAAUAACAACUUUCAUGCCAAGACGAAUGCCUACCUUAGCACACUGUACAAUGAUCGAUCCAUACUUGAAAACCACCACGUUGCUUGCGUUUUUGAACUUAUACUAAACCCUGCAUACAAUGUUUUCGCCCCGCUUAGCAAGGAACAAAUGCAGGUUGUGCGGGAAACAAUGAUCGAGAUGGUUUUGGCCACGGAUAUGGGAAAUCAUGGACGUAUUUUUAAGCAGUUUCAGCUUCGCAUGGCAGAGACCACGGAUUGGCAUUCGUCCAAGGAAGAUGUUCGUUUAGCACUUUCCAUGAGCGUAAAAAUGGCUGACAUCUCCAACUGUGCCAGACCAAACUACAUCUACAUGGAAUGGGCACGUCUUAUUUCCUGCGAGUUUUACAAUCAGGGAGAUGCAGAGGCAGCGUGCGGGCUUCCUAUUUCUCCCUUCAUGAGCCGUAUGAAGAGUGUGAUGGAGUUCCCCAAUGGUCAAAUAUCGUUUAUGAUGUACAUUGUAGUGCCUUUGUUGGAGGCCCUCUCGGAGUUUCUGCCUUCGCUUCGCUUUGCGCUACAGUACUGUAACGAAAAUAAGGAGUCGUGGCAGAAUUACCAGGAGGAACGUAGUUGA
Molecule: messenger RNA, 2034 nt
Organism: Trypanosoma rangeli
Lineage: Eukaryota; Euglenozoa; Kinetoplastea; Trypanosomatida; Trypanosomatidae
Product: cAMP-phosphodiesterase D
Exons: 1
Coding region: 1-2034 (677 amino acids)
Biological process (GO): signal transduction
Molecular function (GO): 3',5'-cyclic-nucleotide phosphodiesterase activity
Source: RefSeq, a predicted model, not a curated record